CGGACGUGUGCAGCGUUAGAUUCAUGGUUUAUAUAUAUCAGUAAAUAAAAAGCGCCCACGCCACGAACACGAGGAAGCUUAAUUAGCUUGGUAGCCGGGCACGAGUACGUACGUGUGCUUCCAAUAUGAAGAGGCGGUGGAGCCACCCGUCGUCGGUCUUGCUCCUGCUGCUGCUGGUCGCCGUCUUCCUACUCCUCACGUUGCUGCGAUGUCCCCUGCGCCACGCGCAGCAGGCCUGCGCUGACGACGACGCGGGAAGCUACGCCGUGGACGCCACGCUCGCGGAGCUCGCGGCCGCGGACCCGGCCGCGUCGGCAGUGCUGCGGGCCGCCGAGAGGUUGCUGGAGGGGAACCUGACGAGGGCUCCCCCGGAGCGCCGGGACGCCGCGGUGCGCGGCCUCCGCGAGUGGCUCGGCAGGCAGCGGUUCGAGCCCCAGGUGAUGGCCGAGCUCGUGGACCUCAUCAAGCGCCCCCUCGACCGGUGGCACUACGGCGUCGGCGCCGGGGCGACGGACAGCGACGACGGGCGGCGGCCGUACGCGUCGUGCGCCGUGGUCGGCAACAGCGGCAUCCUGCUGGCGCGGGAGCACGGCGCGCUCAUCGACGGCCACGACCUGGUGAUCCGCCUCAACAACGCGCCCGCGGGCGCGGGCAGGUACGCGCGCCAAGUCGGCGCCAGGACCGGCCUCGCCUUCCUCAACAGCAACGUGCUGAGCCGCUGCACGACCGCCGGCUGCCGGCACUGCCGCGCCUACGGCGACCGCGUGCCCAUCCUCACCUACAUGUGCAACGCCGCGCACUUCGUGGAGCACGCGGUGUGCAGCGCAGGCGCGUCGGCGCCGGUGAUCGUGACGGACCCGCGGCUGGACUCGCUGUGCGCGCGGCUCGCCAAGUACUACUCGCUGCGCCGGUUCGUGCGCGAGACGGGCCGGCCGGCGGAGGAGUGGGGCACGCGGCACGAGGAGGGCAUGUUCCACUACUCGUCGGGGAUGCAGGCCGUGGUGGCUGCGGCGGGCGUGUGCGGCCGGGUGUCCGUCUUCGGCUUCGGCAAGGACCCCGGCGCGCGCCACCACUACCACACGCUGCAGCGGGGCGAGCUGGACCUGCACGACUACGAGGCCGAGUACGAGUUCUACCGGGACCUCGAGGCGCGGCCGGAGGCGAUACCGUUCCUGCGGGACUCCGGCUUCAGGCUGCCGCCGGUCGUGGUCUACCGGUGACUAUUCAUUCAAAUUAAUCAACGGCCGUGUCAGUCAGUGCCGACGUACAUACACAUACGCCAUUGGUUUUUGACAAAUUUUGCUACUCAAUCAAUCAAAACACGUUGUACAAAAGCUAACAUGGAACCCAAAGCAACAAUACAAACUACAAGGUUUGUAAUAUCCAAACAAGCAACAACAUUAAACCAAAAUUUUCAAAAAAAACAUUUAUUCAAUACUCAAAUGGUUUUUGCAUCCAAAUUCCAAACAUGACCUUAUAUUUUCUUUCACAAGGUUAAAAGAACAUGGGUAUUCUUUCUUGGUAUUGGGCCAAAGUGUUGUCAGUUCUUACCGACUUAUUUUCUCUCUAUCGGUCUAUCCGUUUGAAUUGGACGUUCUAGCCCAUUUAUCUUGUCCACGAAUUUUGUCGUCCUCAUAGCUGUCCGCUCUCUACUAGCCCAUCAGCCAACCUAGCAUUUUGCGGUUGUAACUGUUGUGAUCUAUUGCAGUGCUCAGUGACAAAUGGAGAAAGCAACAGAGAGAGACAAA
This is a messenger RNA of Zea mays, 1748 nucleotides long. Its product is annotated as sialyltransferase-like protein 3. The transcript has a single exon. The coding region runs from base 126 to 1220 and encodes 364 amino acids. The record is from RefSeq and is a predicted model, not a curated record. NCBI's taxonomy places the organism in Eukaryota, Viridiplantae, Streptophyta, Magnoliopsida, Poales, Poaceae. Gene Ontology annotation, molecular function: sialyltransferase activity.